CUAUGACAGCGCGCUAAUGACUGGGUAUGGAAAGGACUGUCCAUCUGUUGGUGAAGUUAUCUUCAAACUUGGCACAGCACUGCAUCACCAGGGACAGUUGAAUGAAGCAAAAUCAUGCUAUGACAGCGCCCUAACGACCGGUUAUGGUAAGGGCUGUCCAUCUCUGGGUGCAGAAAUCUUCACACUUGGCACGGAAUUACGUCAUCAGGGACAGUUGAAUGAAGCAAAAUCAUGCUAUGACAGCGCCCUAA
Messenger RNA from Exaiptasia diaphana, 251 nucleotides. RefSeq lists its product as uncharacterized. Lineage: Eukaryota; Metazoa; Cnidaria; Anthozoa; Actiniaria; Aiptasiidae. The record is from RefSeq and is a predicted model, not a curated record. Gene Ontology annotation, molecular function: protein binding.